This is a messenger RNA of Myripristis murdjan (pinecone soldierfish), 2643 nucleotides long. Its product is annotated as heart- and neural crest derivatives-expressed protein 1-like. Gene Ontology annotation, molecular function: DNA-binding transcription factor activity, RNA polymerase II-specific; protein dimerization activity; RNA polymerase II transcription regulatory region sequence-specific DNA binding. NCBI's taxonomy places the organism in Eukaryota, Metazoa, Chordata, Actinopteri, Holocentriformes, Holocentridae. Bases 296 to 874 code for a protein of 192 amino acids. Gene Ontology annotation, biological process: heart development; regulation of transcription by RNA polymerase II. The transcript is spliced from 2 exons. The record is from RefSeq and is a predicted model, not a curated record.
UGCCACUCUGGGCCCAGCAGCUCGGCGAGAUUUGUCUUUUGGAAUUAUAACUUUGUCUUUUUUUCUCGCAACUGCACCCGGUGUCAGAAUGACGACGAAGCCACAGCGAAUGUAACAUUUCCUGGCGAGAAGUUUGGUUAAACACAGGUUAAUCCGAAGGAGUAGCCUACAUGGUUUAAACUUGAAUGAUCUCUGUUGGUUGUGGAUCCCCAAGUAACGACCUUUUUGGGGGGAGAGAGAGGGACCAAAGUCAAGGGAAAACACGGCGACGAUCAGCGUUUUCACUCCGUCAAACAUGAACCUCAUCGGGGGCUACCAGCAUCACCACCACCACCUGAUGCAUGAAACCUUUCCGUUCGUCCAGCGCUGCCACCAGGACGCGCCUUAUUUCCAGAGCUGGGUGGUAAACCACGGAGAAGUACCAGCCGAAUUCCAGAUCCAGCCGCCCUACCCCGCCGCGGAGCUCGGAGCGCCGGGAGCGACGCACGACGUACGUCUGGAGGGGCUCCAGGCCGGCAUGGGGAAGAGGAGAGCGUCGGGGCCGAAGAAGGAGCGCCGGAGAACGGAGAGCAUCAACACCGCGUUCGCCGAGCUAAGGGAGUGCAUCCCCAAUGUGCCGGCGGACACAAAACUGUCUAAAAUUAAAACUUUACGCCUGGCGACCAGUUACAUAGCCUACCUGAUGGACGUGCUGGCCAAAGACUCUGGCGAGACGGAGGGUUUUAAGGCCGAAAUUAAGAAAUAUGACAACCGAGAUCUGAAGAGAAAACGUGAGCUGACUGAAGGCCUGCAGGAGCCCUUCGGAGCCGAGAAGAAGCUGAAGGGCCGGACCGGCUGGCCGCAGCAGGUCUGGGCUCUGGAGCUCAACCAGUGACCUGCGGCUCUCCAGACAGACUCAGGAAUACACACCCAGAAAACCACUGCCUGAACGACACAGCUGCAAGUGCAAUGAUGCGCAAAAGAAACCAAAAUUGAAACAAGACGGACUGGGAAGGACGCUGCUGUGGUUUCUGAACUGACACGUAAACUGACUGUAGAUAUUUGUGGCUGUUUGUGGCGUUUCUUUCUUCACAGGUCAUUUCAGAGCUACACCCUCUGUCCCCCUCCUCCUCCUCUUCCCAAUCCCAUCUGCUGCCUGUACACCGGUGGUUCCCAAACUGAGGUCCGGGGAGCUGCGGUGCCAUAUCUUGUAUCCCUUAGAAAGGUGUUUCCCUGGCCGCGUGUCCCCGCGUUUUCCUUGUUUGUGCGUUGCUGUUUUCCGCCGCAGAAAGACACGAUGGUGGACAAAUGGAUAAACAUAAGUGGCUUGAGAUAAUCCUGCUAUUUUUUUACUGUCUUAACAGGCUAAAUUGCAGGAAUGACUUUCCAAAGGUUUUGAAAUAUUAAAAAAAAAAUGAAAGUGAUGAAAGUGAUUUUGUUCAAAAUGUGAUUGAGGGAAAACGCUCCCUUUUCCUUCGAUAACACAUUUUGGCACACCUGUCAGGUUUAAAAUCCGCUAAGAAACAAGCCGGGAUUUUAGCAGUGCGUUUUCUUUUUAUCUCCCACACAGGUCAGCCUAUUUUAGACCAAACAGUAAAUGCACCCUGUCUACUUCAUAUUUAAAUAGUGGAUGUAAAUAUCAACAACAGGCCAUGCCUUAGAGAAGUCAUAAUAGACUAUGGACAAGAGCAUGACCAGAAGUCUGACUCAAAGACACAGAUUUAGACAUCUCCAGCAGAAAAUUACUCUUUGGAUGCGUUUCCCCGGUAUUGAUUAGGUCCGAUCUUGAGAUCCAGUCAAGGUGUCAAAUAACGACUGCAGUCAAGCUGUGGGCAAAAUUUCCAUCGCUAACAAUUGUUGAAUUUUGUCAGAGACAAACUCAGAACUAUCGAUUUUUAACUGUGAAUGCGCAAUGUGUGUGUGUGUGUGUGUGUGUGUGUGUGUGUGUGUGUGUUUUGGGUCAAUGAAAUAAUCAAGACGUUUAAUAAACGAUGAGUUUAAUUGCAGUGAUCGGGUUUCAUCUGACAGCGGGGCUCAAAAGUCUUGACAUCUCAUCUAGCAAAACGGAAUAACAUCACACAAGCAUAAAAUAACACUACGAUUUUUUUUUUAUACAUGAAAAAGAAAAGAACGGUCCAAUAAGUUUACAGUUCCAUGCUCACGAAUAAAAUUAUAGCCGGACAACAGGAUUUGGAGGCCAGAGAAAUUGUUUAGAGGACUUUUAUUCAUUGCCUAGGCCUGCAUAAAUGAUUGAUUCAUUUUAUUUAUUUAUUUGUUUCCUGGUGGAGGCGAGGGGAAAUCUGUUUCUUUGGGGGAAACAAUGUUUGGCACAGCAGGUCUAUUUUUCCCCUCACAUUUUCUUUCCAUUUCCACAUGUAGUGAGAUGGAGUUCUUUGACAUGGGAGAGGGUUUGGGAACCUUUGCUCUAAACUAUUCAUUGUUUUUGUCUCUUGUCGGAAACGAUCGACUAUUGCUCAGUCUACCUCAAAAUUAAUGUUACUGUCCGUUUGAAAUGAGAAAUAAAUUUUAGAUGGGAACUCUGUUCAAGAAGACGGGGUGGAAAUUGUGAAAAUUGUACAGCUUUUUCUCCGAAAUGUAACACAACGCAACUAAAGAAGAAAAAAAGAAAAGGCCUUUAACUCUGCGAAAUGUUGACGCAAAUGU